UGAAUCAAUCAUACCCACAAGAAGUAUUUAUAAUAAAGUAAUCUGAUCCGUCCAAAGGGGCACACCACAGCUAUAUAAAGAAACUCUGCCUCUGCCUCACCUCACUACUUAUACUCACGGGCUCCAAACCCACAUCCAAACAAAUGGCUUCUUCACUCCCCCAAACAAAACCAGACGCCGAGACGCUCCCCGAUGCCUGGGACUACAAGGGCCGCCCCGCCCUCAGAUCCUCCUCCGGCGGCUGGGCCACCGCCGCCAUGAUUCUAGGUGUGGAGGGGUGUGAGAGGCUGACGACGCUGGGAAUCGCGGUCAAUCUGCUCACCUACUUGACUCGCACCAUGCAUUUGGGAAAUGCUGUUUCCGCCAACACUGUCACCAAUUUUCUUGGCACCUCUUUCAUGCUGUGUUUGCUCGGAGGUUUUAUCGCUGACACCUAUUUAGGAAGGUAUUUGACCAUUGGCAUCUUUGCCACUGUUCAGGCAACGGGUGUAACGAUCUUGACAAUCUCAACCAUAAUCCCGAGCCUCCGGCCGCCGAAGUGCGCCGCCGGAAGCCCGUCAUGUAUUCCGGCAAGCAGCAAGCAGAUGCUGGUCCUCUACGCCGCUCUCUACCUGACCGCCCUCGGCACCGGCGGCCUGAAGUCCAGCGUGUCCGGGUUCGGCUCCGACCAGUUCGACGAGUCCGACGCCAAGGAGAAGAAGCAGAUGAUAAAGUUCUUCAACUGGUUCUUCUUCUUCAUCAGCAUCGGCGCCCUCGCCGCCGUCACCGUGCUCGUCUACAUUCAGGAUCACCUCGGCCGCGAGUGGGGCUACGGCAUCUGCGCCUGCGCCAUCCUCGUCGGCCUCCUCGUCUUCUUGUCCGGGACAAAACGCUACCGUUUCAAGAAGCUGGUCGGCAGCCCGCUCACGCAGAUCGCCUCCGUCUUCGUGGCCGCGUGGCGGAAGAGGCGCCUCCAGCCGCCGUCGGAUGCCUCGCUCCUCUUCGACGUCGACGACAUCGUCGGGGAGGAAGGAGAGACUAAGAAGAGGCUGAAGCAGAAGCAGAAGCUGCCGCACAGCAAGGAGUUCCGUUUUCUCGAUAAGGCAGCUAUCAAGGAUUCAAACAUGGCAAUGAAUGUCCCCAACAAGUGGUACCUUUCCACACUAACAGAUGUUGAAGAAGUGAAAUUGGUAAUAAGAAUGCUCCCAACAUGGGCCACAACGGUCAUGUUUUGGACCGUCUAUGCCCAAAUGACCACUUUCUCCGUCUCUCAAGCAACCACCAUGGACCGCCGCAUCGGCGCAUCCUUCGAGAUUCCCGCCGCCUCCCUCACCGUGUUCUUCGUGGCCACCAUCCUCUUGACCGUGCCGGUGUACGACCGGAUAAUCGCCCCGAUUUGCAAGAAGCUGCUGAAGAACCCGCAAGGCCUAACCCCCCUUCAACGGAUAGGCGUCGGCCUAGUGCUGUCGAUCUUCGCCAUGGCGGCGGCGGCGCUCACCGAGAUCAAGAGACUCAGGGUUGCUCGGUCGCACGGUUUGACGCACGUGCGGGACACGAAUGUGCCGCUGAGCGUGUUCUGGCUGGUCCCACAGUUCCUGCUUGUGGGGUCCGGUGAAGCGUUUACGUACAUGGGGCAGCUUGAUUUCUUCCUGAGAGAGUGCCCUAAGGGGAUGAAGACCAUGUCCACUGGCUUGUUCUUGAGCACUCUCUCACUAGGCUUCUUCGUCAGCUCCAUUUUGGUCACACUUGUGCACAAGCUCACUGCUCACACCAAACCCUGGUUGGCUGAUAAUCUCAAUCAAGGGAGGCUUUACAAUUUCUAUUGGCUGUUGACGAUUUUGAGCCUUUUCAAUUUGAUAGUGUUUUUGGUUUGUUCGAGAUGGUAUGUUUACAAGGAGAAGAGGCUUGCGGAAGAGGGGAUUGAGUUGGAAGAUAGCGGACCCAGUUGCCAUUAAUGUCGAUUUUUCUCUAUUUUCAGCCUUAAUUAUAUAAUUAAUGGUUUUGUAAUAUUUCAAGUGUAAGAAAGCUCAUGAUAUACAGGUAUAUAUAUAUAUAUAUAUUUCAUGUACGCAGCCUGUGGAGUGGGGUCGAUAUAAGAAAAAUCACAAGUGAUAUUUCUU
Molecule: messenger RNA, 2099 nt
Organism: Salvia miltiorrhiza (redroot sage)
Lineage: Eukaryota; Viridiplantae; Streptophyta; Magnoliopsida; Lamiales; Lamiaceae
Product: protein NRT1/ PTR FAMILY 6.3-like
Exons: 5
Coding region: 144-1934 (596 amino acids)
Biological process (GO): transmembrane transport; oligopeptide transport; response to nitrate
Cellular component (GO): membrane
Molecular function (GO): nitrate transmembrane transporter activity
Source: RefSeq, a predicted model, not a curated record